ACGUACACAUAUUAUGAUGUAUCAUACAGCCAUAUAUAUGACGAUGUACAUACGCGCGUGCCAGAAUGCAAUGUUAAUCGUACGCCGAAAAGGUGUGGUCCCGUUUUGGCGGAAAGAAAAAGCAGAAGAAAAUAAAAACGGGUACCUAUACACGAAUACGUGUACGAGAAAUCUAUAGGAAAAUAUUGAUUUCAACGCCCGCGCGCGUCCAGAGGAGAGAAAGAUACGCCGCGUGGCCUUGGCCGGCGUAGUGUGUCUUGGCACGCGCACGCGAAACCUCACGCGGCGGUUAAUCCAAUUUGUGCCGCAUACCAUGUUCGGUCAACGAAAAACCGAAUGUAUGAUGAACGCGAAGCUCUCGCGAGACGCUGGAUAUCCGUGCAAUAAAUAAAAAUGUACUGUGCCCGUAGAGACGCGCGGCUGCGGCCGGUCAAAGUUCGGAACCGAAGACUGCUGCAAUGUCAAAGCGUAUAUAUUUUUAAUUUUUUUUCUCGGUAAAUUUAACCAAAGCCGUAACGUAUAUAUUUAUAGCGUAUCGCCGACCGGCGUGCGGUUCGGUGUAUACAAACGCGUGUAAUAAUAUAAUAAUAGCAGUGCGGUAGGAUGGGCGGGGAGCGUUGCGGAGGAUAUGAUAAAAAUUCAAACAAACGGUCGCCACAUCGUGUCUAUUGUAAAACCCUGUCAAGGCUACACAUAUUACAUCGGCGCGUGCGUGUACGCGCGCGUAUCGUAUACUACGCACGCACACACGUAAACGCACGUAAAAAAAAAAAAAAAGUCAUGUACGUACGCGGGUGUGCGCUCUGUUGUGGUGGCAUUGGAGUGCCGUCACGCGCACGUACACGGCGCACACGUACACGUUGUACGAGUGCGCGAACGGCUAAAAUAAAACGCAGAGACGAACUAGGUUAAUCAAUAGGCGGGCGCGCGCCGUGCGACAUCGCGGGACGGUCUAUCGAUGGUUGGCCGCCGCGCAUCGAUAGCGCGCGCGCGACGGAUGUUUAUUGUACACACCUACGGGUACCAGUGAUAGUGCGCGUGGCGCCGACGGGCUAAAAAUACCGCACGCGCGCGCGCGCGCGCGUUUCGAGGCGCGGGUGUUUCGGGUGCAGGGACGCGCGCGCACAUCGAUCAUUCCACCGUUUUCGCCGGCCGAACGGUUGUGUGCAUAAUAACAAUAAUUGUCGGCCGAACAGAUGUUCGGGAGAGGAAGGAUGCCGCGCGUCUGACGUCACGCGGGGCGGGCGGCACGCGCGCGCGUGAAAAAGAAACGGUACGACGCGACGCGAAUACGACGACGGUCGCGGCGCGGGGACGAGUGCACACAUCGCGGACGGCGCGUUUGGCAGCAGGCGUGCUUUCCGAGAGCCGUUCGUUUACGCGACCGACGACAAGCGGUGGUGCGUGCUACGCACGGCGCCGGACGGACAUGUUACGCGAUCCCGUGGUCCGGUCCGCCGCGGUCAUCGUAGUUCGUCGUUAACAUGUACGCGUCGUCGUCGUCGUCGUCGGCCGACAAGUACGGCACCGGCAGGACCGCUACCGCCACGGGCACCGCGUCCAGAUAUCAACGCGGCUCCGCGUCAUCGUCGUACGUGUUGACCACCACCGAGCUGAGCCCCGACCGGCGGUCCAGGGCGUACAACAGCGCGCCCAGGCAGGUGCCGUCUUCCACGUCCUGCUCGUCGUCCCGGUUGACCGACAUCAACGGCAACAUCCGGUCGUUGAGCCUCAGCAAGAGCCUGUCGCCGUCCGCGUACUCGACCACCGGAUCGACGGCCCUGGGUACCCGCGGUGGAGACGUUGGAAAGUCGGCCGCCGCCACAGCUGCGCUGCUGCUAGGCAACGACAAACGGUAUGACGCAACGAAAAAACGUUUGGACGCGUUCUACAGCAGCACCAGCAGCAGCAGCAGAUCGCCGUCGUCGUUGCUGAACAAGACGUACAACUACAGGGCCGGUAACCUGUCGUACUUCGAGAAGUACAACAAGCAACAGCAGCAGGACUCGCAGCCGUCCAGCGACGUGCCGCAGCAGCCAUCCAGGUAUGUGAACAUGAACUAUAGGACUAAAUACGGCGCCACUACUGCGGACAAUAGCAGUGGCACGGCGCAAGAGACGUCCACGUCAUCCGCGUACAACAGGUCGGACGUGUCCAAGAGGGGGGUGGUGGGCAUCCGGAACAUCGGGAACACGUGUUACAUGAACUCGGUGCUGCAGUGCCUCAGCAACACCAAGGGACUGACGGAGAGCGUGCUGGACGAAGCGGACGGGGCCGACGGCAAGCUGAUCCGGGUGUACAGGGACCUGUUAACCCGAAUAUGGAUGUCCAACGACAGCCAUCCGGUGGAUACCACUGCGUUCAAAUCGGCGUUCCAGCGGCUGUCUCCGCGGUUCGUGGGCUACGACCAGCAGGACGCGCAGGAGUUCCUCCGGUUGUUGCUCGACAAGUUGCACAUGGACGUGAACAGGGUGAAGGUCAAACCCCGAGCCAUGCCCGACGUGGACGAUACGCUCAAAGAUAACGCGCUGGCCGCCGAGUUCUGGCAAAGGUACCUGGCUACCGAUAACAGUACCGUGGUGGACCUGUUCGCAGGUCAGCUCAAGUCGACCCUUGAGUGUUCCGUGUGCGGCCACAAGAGCAUCACGUUCGAGGUGUUCUGGGACUUGUCGCUACCGCUGCCGUCCAUCGGUUCGUCCAGCAACGUGUCCAUUACCGACUUGCUGGAGAACUUCACGCAGGAAGAGGUGUUGGAUUUCCGCGAACGGCCUCGGUGCAGCGUGUGCAAGGUGGACCGAAAAAUGUAUAAGGCGUACCGUUUCCAGAAGUUGCCCAGAUACCUGGUGUUGCAUCUCAAACGUUUCCAGGGCACCCAAUUGUACAAGAAGAUCACGUCGAACGUCGCGUUCCCUGUCGUAUCGUUGGAUAUGAGCCCAUACGUGUCCGGAUCGGCCCGGGGCAUACAGCCGCACAGUACAAAGUACAACUUGUACGCGGUGUCCAACCACAUGGGCACGCCGAUCGCCGGACACUACACAGCAUUGUGCAAGCACCCGACCACGGGCGACUGGAACUUUUUCAACGACAGUUCGGUGUCCAAGGCGCAGUCGAGCACCAAACUUAUCAGCAACGAGGCGUAUAUACUAUUUUACGAAGCCGCGAAUUAUUAAUAAGCCGAUAAUUCGGUGUGACCGUUUUUAAAUUAUUUUGUUUUUUGUUUGUUUUACAUCCGUCCAAAGAUCAAGGCUCGAUAUCAAAGUAUCA
This is a messenger RNA of Sipha flava (yellow sugarcane aphid), 3264 nucleotides long. Its product is annotated as ubiquitin carboxyl-terminal hydrolase 2-like. Gene Ontology annotation, cellular component: cytoplasm. The record is from RefSeq and is a predicted model, not a curated record. Bases 1485 to 3170 code for a protein of 561 amino acids. NCBI's taxonomy places the organism in Eukaryota, Metazoa, Arthropoda, Insecta, Hemiptera, Aphididae. The transcript has 2 exons. Gene Ontology annotation, molecular function: cysteine-type deubiquitinase activity. Gene Ontology annotation, biological process: protein deubiquitination.